Messenger RNA from Cantharellus anzutake, 1458 nucleotides. RefSeq names its product protein arginine n-methyltransferase. Gene Ontology annotation, cellular component: nucleus. Bases 270 to 1187 code for a protein of 305 amino acids. The record is from RefSeq and is a predicted model, not a curated record. Gene Ontology annotation, molecular function: protein-arginine N-methyltransferase activity. The transcript has 12 exons. Gene Ontology annotation, biological process: peptidyl-arginine methylation. Lineage: Eukaryota; Fungi; Basidiomycota; Agaricomycetes; Cantharellales; Hydnaceae.
CCCAGUUAUGAGUUUAUCUAAGAGCACCCACAUUGCGUCUGAUGGCAUGACUUCACGCGAUUAGUACGUUCUGCUUAAUUGCUGGUUUUUUUUUGUGGCUCUCUGGCGCUGACUGGGAGUAAAAAAUAACGCUGCUGCCUCAUGUCAUGCCAUCAACUCUGUGGCCAUGACAUCUUACUUGGGUUUUUAAUCGGGAAAUUCUUGUGGUUGUAACACCGAACCAAAUUAGCUAUGCGGACUCAUACGCCCAUUUCGGUAUUCAUGAGGAGAUGCUGAAGGACUCUGUUCGAACGGGAUCGUAUCGGAGCGCGAUGCUGCAGAAUUCUCAUCUCUUCGUGGGGAAGACUGUCCUGGAUGUGGGUUGCGGAACGGGAAUAUUGAGUAUGUUCGCCGCCAAAGCGGGCGCAAGCCAUGUUGUCGGGGUCGACAUGUCGAAUAUUAUCGACCAAGCGCAGAAGAUCAUAGAGGCCAACGGAUUUAAGGACACCAUCACACUCGUCAAAGGGAAAUUGGAAGAAGUUGAGCUUCCCAUAAAAGAAUUCGACAUUAUUGUCAGCGAGUGGAUGGGCUAUUUCCUGCUAUAUGAAAGCAUGCUCGAUACGGUCUUGAUAGCGCGAGACCGAUACCUGAAACCUGAGGGCUUGAUAUUUCCCGAUACCGCGUCCAUGUAUCUCGCGGCCAUUGAAGAUCAGGAAUACAAGGACGAAAAGAUAAAUUUUUGGGAUAACGUUUAUGGGUUUAAUUUUAGUUGUAUCAAGGACAUCGCUCUCCGGGAGCCACUCGUCGACACUGUUGAGCUCAAAGCCGUAGUGACUGAUCCAUACUGCUUUAAGCAAAUCGAUCUAAGGACAGUUACCAAAGAAGACCUGACAUUCACAGCACCCUUUUCCCUCCAAGCCACUCGCAAUGACUACGCUCAUGCUUUCCUCGCUUGGUUCGAUGUUUCUUUCGAGGCAACACAUAAAAAGGUCAAAUUUAGUACUGGCCCGCAUGCCAAGUAUACCCACUGGAAGCAAACUGUAUUCUAUACCCAAAGCACCAUUACCAUAAAUGAAGGAGAGACGAUAAAAGGAGAACUUUCAUGUAAACCCAAUGCACGCAAUCCCCGUGACUUGGAUAUUGCCAUUUUCUACGAAGUUGAUGGCAGCCUACCUUCAUCCGAUGUGAUCGAAUAUAAGAUGGCUUAAUUAACUAUUUUGGCACUUAUCGCAUGCAUUCAAAAUCUCCUUUUGUCAUCGCGAUAUCUCGCUUACACUUUAUCCUCUCUCUUUCCAAAAUGGUCAUCCUUGGACUAAAAUCUUUCCACUAUUCAGGUACUAAUCGUCCCGCGUGCCACGUCCUCUUCUUGUCCAUGUCAUGAGAACGUGCACGUAUCUCUUGCUUCUGCGAAGUGUCAUAUAGAAACAUGUACUUGUUAUGGUGAACAGUAUUUGCAUUACGAACCCCCCUUUGAAUGAG